Bemisia tabaci is the source of this 1956-nucleotide messenger RNA. The record is from RefSeq and is a predicted model, not a curated record. Lineage: Eukaryota; Metazoa; Arthropoda; Insecta; Hemiptera; Aleyrodidae.
UGAUUAAACCAGAAGUGCAUUUCUCACCCUGGGGCAACGAGAAAACCUGCACAUUUGCAAGUGACAAGCUUGACACAUAUGAGUAACGAUGUUGUGGAAUUACUCGCCGAAAUAUGAAGAACAGCCUCCUAUUCCUGAUAUCCGUCUGUUUAACAGCACUCCUCUUUCAGCCAUGUUCUACAGCUUCCGGGAAGAUACGCCACUGGAAGGGACUACUCCUGCUCUCGAAGGACGGAUGCGCCAACAGAUGCAAAUUUAAACACGGGUACUUCACGGACGCCGCCGGCGAGACCCAGCUUGCUGCCAAAGCCAAGCGUGGGAUUAUCCCCGGAAAAUGUCAGUGCAUGGUAUCACCGGAGCUUAGGAAGUAUAUCACACAAAAAAUCAGCCUCAGGGAGGCCAACACCUACGGACGCCUGAACUUCUUCGGGAUGACGAAGAGGGCGCGCAAUCGACUGGGCGGGAAGGUCGAGUUCAUCACUUACGAACAACUGCAACAGCGGCUCGAAGCCAAGAAGAGGACGGCGGCCGAGUUCGAUAGGAUCGUCGCGGCCAACCGGGCUGCAGCCGCGGCGCGCUCAUCAAGUUCAAAUCCCGGCAGCCGAUCUACCACCCCCGGACUGAGCGGUGCUUCCACCCCCGGGUCCCUGGGAACGAGCGGGAUUUCCACCCCUGCGAUAGGAACGAGCGGAUCUCCCACACCCAAGGCGGGACAGAGUGGGGCUUCCUCCCCCAAGAAGGGGGACGGUGGGGGCUCUGCUCAGCAAGGGGUUUCGUCGGCGGAUUUCACGGAGCAGGCCAUAAGGGGCGUCAAAGCUAAUGAGAUGUGGGAUGCUUUGGAUAAGUCGAAGCCUAAACCAUGAACGGCCACGGCGAAGGAUUGAGGACUGUUUGAACAGACUGUUCAGACUUAUAGAAACGAAAUCAGUAUUGGUUGGGAUUUGAAUUGGUGAUUCAGUGGUAAAAAUGAAAAAAAAAAGAAACAGCGAAGUACCCAGUGUCGUCUCUACUCAGUGUUGCAAUUUUUCAUGAAAAAUAGAAUCUUGAAAUUUGACGUGAAAUACCUCAUGAAAUUUCAGAAAUUUAUGAAAUCUAUUGAAAGACACCGGUUCCUUUUCAGGUUUCGCAAAAUCUAAAAAUUGUGACUCCCUUCUAUUUUUGUGUGUUUUAGUGCGGGUUGCAAUGGUUGCAUACUCUGCUCCUGAAAAAUUGGGAAUAUUUCACAGCCUCGUGGAAUUUCAUGAAAUAUUUCACGGAAAUUUCCAAUUUUUCAUAUUUUUCAUUCAAUCCGUGCAACCCUGUCUCUAUUUGCAUUUGGACAAUUAUUGGGCAGGUACAUUUUGCAUCGAAGGAACUACUAUUUCUGGCUCAUUUUAGAAUCGAGGUAAACAGACAGAAAUUUCUACACAAAAGUUUGAUUAAUACAGGAACAGAAGCUCAAAAUGACCCUAGCCUUCGGUUGACUAUUUCAAGAGAAAAUGCCGACUAGUUUUCUUGAAGAAAUUUUAUAAAAAACGAGUCAUUAAUAUCAACGUCACAAUCGGAGGAAUGCAAUUUCCUAGUCUCUCUAUUUUUUUUUUUUUUGCUGCGCUAAAGUCACCGCAAAAUGUAACAAAAUCAACACAAAAUUUCUGAUAGUUUGUGACACAAAGGUGACACAAGAACACAAAUAUUUUUAUCAAUGUGUGUUCAAAUUUUUUCCCGACACGGAUAGGUGCUUGUAUGGAUGAGCCAGAAAUAGUGGUUCCUCAAUGUAAGAUUAAAUACAACUUUCCUACCUUCGCGUUAAAGUCUCCAGCGUUAACCAAAAUUUCAGUUGCAUCUGGGUUAUGGUCAUUCAUCUUACCAUGAGUUAAUAAACUAUGUAUCACUUUAAGCAGGAUGUUUCAAAAUGCUUUAAAAUAACUUCCUGAUAGAAAAUCACAAUUAUAAGAAAGUUUUUAAAAAAAAUACGAA